Molecule: messenger RNA, 654 nt
Organism: Miscanthus lutarioriparius
Lineage: Eukaryota; Viridiplantae; Streptophyta; Magnoliopsida; Poales; Poaceae
Source: the annotation of a GenBank genome assembly
AUGGCUUCCGCCGUCGCUUCCGUGGAGGUCCCGCCGAAGCCCGUCUUCCUCAUGGACAUCCUCGCCUCACCGUCCGCCUGCGGGAAGACCGACGCCUCGGCCCGCCACGUCUUCAGCACCGGAGGCGCUCCGCCACGCUCCUCCUCCGACGGCGUCAAGGACUCCACCGGCAAGGAUGCCGCCGCCGACGCCGCACCGCCCCGUGAGCGCGACCUCUCCAUCCCCAAGCUCUUCACCGGAGGCGUGCUGGACCUGUUCCCCGAGGCUGCGAUGCGGGACCUGCUGCUGGCUCUGGCGGAGGACGGCGGCGCGGCGUCGGCGUCCAUGACCGGCUUCUCCCCGCGCGGGUGGUGGGUCUCCAAGGAGGUUGGCGACGCGGUGCAGCUGAAGGUGGCGAUGCCGGGGCUGGGGAAGGAGCACGUGAAGAUGCGGGCGGAGAAGAACGUCCUGGUGAUCAAGGGGGAGGGCGACAAGGACUCCGAGGGUGACGACGACAAGGUCACGGCACGGUACACCUACCGCAUCGGGCUCUCCUCCCAGGCUUUCAAGAUGGACCAGAUCAAGGCGGAGAUGAAGAACGGCGUGCUCAUGGUGACCGUGCCCAAGAUCAAGGACGAGGAGCGCAAGGACGUGUUCGAGAUCAAGAUCGAGUAG